Danaus chrysippus (African queen) is the source of this 1584-nucleotide messenger RNA. The record is from the annotation of a GenBank genome assembly. NCBI's taxonomy places the organism in Eukaryota, Metazoa, Arthropoda, Insecta, Lepidoptera, Nymphalidae.
AUGGAAGAUUAUAGAAGUAAACAUAAAACCAUACAAAGUGCAGCACACCAUAUCGCUUUGGAAUGUAUACACCCGCAGUCUACACAUGGCUCACCCUAUCAUGUACAUCCUUAUCCCUCUCCAGUCCGUCUACAACAUGCUUUUCAGGCACAACAAAGUCCACAGAUGUUUCAUCCAAAGGGGCUGAAACCAUGCAUUGAUCCAAAAGCAUUUUUGACUCCGAGUGAUAGUCCAAUAUUAGGACGGGCUCUUUGUCUCACUCCACGAGGCAGCCCUCUACCUGGUUGUGUAUCACAUCUAAAUGAAAAGUUUCAAGACUCAUUAACUCUUAAUUCUGAUACAGAAGCACUAGUUGCAAAAAUCAGUGCCAUGUUUCCGACAGUCAGUGAAACACAUAUAAAAAUUUUAUUAAAAAAGUAUUAUAAUCGUGAAGCUGUAGUCAUCAGUGCUUUGCAAGUAGAAAAACAUCCAAUUACAACACCUGGCCCGCUGUCCAUGUCUCCAUCUUCCACACGUUUAACUAAAGGUGCCAUGGGUGUGUAUUCAGCACUGCAACUCGCUAAAGGGGUAUCUGGUUCAUUGCACAGUGCUAAUCACUUUACUCCACUCACUGGAACCCCCCAGGGUUCACCACAACUACUUCGACCAGGCUCCUGUGCUUCCAGUUAUUAUGGAACAACAAAAUCUGAUCAAGCGCCAAGACAUCAAUCACCUAAAAUGAAACUCAAGUAUUUAAAAAGCGUUUUUCCUAAGGCUGAGGAAACUUUAAUACUCGAUGUUCUUGCUAACAAAGAUAAUAAUGUACAAAAGGCAAGUGAAGAACUUAUUUCCAUGGGUUUCUCUAAAAAAGAGACGGUUUUCAUACAACAAAAAAAGAAAGAAAAAACUACACCACAGCCACCUAAGAAAGUUGUCACAAUAGUGAAAUCAAUGGAGGAGAAAAAAGAAUUAAAGGAGAAACUCCAAAAGAAAUACUACAAUAAAGUAGCUGAGAAAGUUGUAACAAUAGCAUUAGAGAGUGUUGAUUACAAUGAGGAAAGGGCAGAACAAAUAUUAGCAGCUGUGGUUCAAGAGGAGGAAACACCCAAAGUUGCCCAAAAAACAGAAGUGAAAGAUAUGAGAUGUCCAAAUAAUGUUGUUGUUAUUAAAGACAUGGCCAAUCUCGGUAUCACAUCACCCAUUAGUUCGCCGAGCCCGCAGCGAGCUCCGAGUCCACCGCCACCACGCCGUCUCAAGAUCUGGACCGAACAUUUGAAGCCAAUUUUGAAGCCAAGCCAAAACAAUGAGAGUAAAUUUAAAUCUCAAUACACCAUUACUACCAAUGGACCAAAUGCUGCUCUGCGACAGGGGCCGAAGGACAGUCUACUUUUGGAGGAUUAUAUGACUUGGAAUGGCCCUAACCCUGAGCUGCGUUGCGGGCCGGGAGUGAAGCAAGACGGUCCAGAUACAAAGAGUAGUGCUACUUCUAUGGCGAGAGGGGCGGCGGGACUAGCUAAGGGACCAGCGGGUAUUGCUAAAGGAUCUAUAUAUCAGAAGAUUAAAAACAAAACGGCCAAAAUGUUUAUAUCUAUUACUAAAAAUUAG